This is a messenger RNA of Sitodiplosis mosellana (orange wheat blossom midge), 1482 nucleotides long. It is a transcript of the gene mRpL38, whose product is annotated as 39S ribosomal protein L38, mitochondrial. The record is from RefSeq and is a predicted model, not a curated record. Lineage: Eukaryota; Metazoa; Arthropoda; Insecta; Diptera; Cecidomyiidae. Gene Ontology annotation, cellular component: mitochondrial large ribosomal subunit. The coding region runs from base 86 to 1345 and encodes 419 amino acids. The transcript is spliced from 8 exons.
UUCGGAACAACUGUCAUCUGCGGCAACUGUCAGAAAUUAAAGUGAACGCGAGGAAAACAGUGUUUUUUUCUGUUUGACCGAAAAAAUGUUUACAAACGCAAUUGCAAAAUUGCCACAGAAUUAUGGGAUUCUAAAAACUGUGUGCCCGGCUGUGCUCAGCGUUCGAAAUGGCCAUCGAAUUCGUGGUAAACCUCAUGGCGUUGCCAAAACCAUUGAACAGCGGCUGGAAUAUGAAGAAGAAAAGCGGAAACGAUUUGAUGCUGAGAAGAAACCAGUUGAUAUUGGAUACCCAGUCGCUCGACUAUCGCGAUCGCAGGAAACAAAGUUGAAAACCGAACACCGACAAAAAUUGAAAAACAAUGCGGAAAUUGAGCGACUUUCCAGGCAUCUCAAAUUGGAAGUCGACAGCGAACAAGUGAAGGAAGACUGGUUAGAAACGGAAGGACAGUUUCAAAUAAAAAGCAUAGCACAACAUUAUGGCAUUUAUGAGCAUUUAUUUGGAUAUGCAUACUUUGUUCCAAGAAUAACGCUUGACAUUAAGUACGCUGUAUCUGAAGAUGAAUAUGCUCCGGUUUAUUAUGGAAAUACACUUAAACCAACACAUGCCAAAAAUCCACCCGAAGUUGCAUUUGAUGCGAAGAAAAAAUUGGUUAAUGGUCAGGCUGAUGGUGACACAUUAUGGACACUUGUUUUAACUAAUCCCGAUGGACAUUUCACUGAAAAUGACAAAGAAUAUGUUCAUUGGUUUGUAGGAAAUAUUCCGAAUGGUGAUGUCUCAAAAGGUGAAGUGAUCGUGCCAUAUUUGCAACCAUUCCCACCAAAGGGCACCGGUUAUCAUCGGCACAUUUUUGUUUUAUACAAACAGAACAAACAAAUUGACUACAGCAACUACCGCGUAGAAUCAGUUAACGAUCUGGCGAAGCGAACAUUCAAAACAUAUGACUUCUACCAAAAGUUACAAGACAACAUUACGCCGGCUGGUUUGGCAUUCUUCCAAUCCGAUUACGAUACAAACCUUACGGACUUUUACCACAAUGUGUUGAACAUAAAUGAGCCAGUUUUCGAGUAUGAUUUCCCAAGAGCAUACCAUCCACCUGAGAAAUAUUUCGCAUUGAGACAACCGUUCAAUCUCUAUCUUGAUCGGUAUAGAGAUCCAAAACAGAUCAACAAGGAGUUCUUAACCCGUGAGCUGAAGAAAAUCCAUCCAUUCGAUGGGCCUGCACCGAAGAAGCAAUUCCCAGGCGCUCAUCCACUGAAGAAUAUUCCACAAUGGUUGAUCACCGAAAAGAAGAAAUCACGAUUGGGUCACGGUCGUAUCAAUGAAAUCCGAGAAGAAUAUCGAUAGUCAUUUAAACGUUCAAUUUAAUCUAUUCACAAUUUAUUUGUCUUUUGUUGCAAUUUAAUAUACAAUUCUACUGUAGAAUACAAUUGUUGAAUAAAGAAAUUUUACCGAAAAAUAAAAUAAUUGAAAAGAAGAAGAAA